AUGGCGUAUCCGAACCAUUUGUCACAAGAAAUGGCUUCUUUACAACACUACUCAGACCAACACUUAACCGCUGAAAACACUGCCGUUCUCCGCAGUAUUCUGCCCCAACAGCUCGGCCAAUCUUCAACAGAUACCUCCGGGAAACCGCCGGGCCAGCACAACCACCAGCAAUCGGCUCAGGUUGGCGUCGGUCCGACGUGGCUCAACAGCGCGAUUCUGAGACAACAGAACCAGUACGGAGAGGAAAAUUUCUUGAAUUUGCACACGAAUUCGGACUCGAGGACGUCGCAGGGGCCGAACCAGUGGCUUUCGAGGCCGAUUCUGCAGAGGAAUAUUAGCGACGUGAGGGACGAUGGUCAAGUAUCCAACGGUUCGAUGAUUGCCGCGGCUAUUUCGCACGAAUCGCCUGAUUUGAACAACAAUGAUAACAGCAGAAACAUCGAGAGCCACGGAGGAGGCGGUGACCUAAAUGAUAGUGAAGUCGUCGGCGGUGGCGGUGGGGAUGGAGUUGUGAAUUGGCAAAAUGCGCGAUGCAAAGCAGAAAUUCUUGCGCAUCCGCUGUACGAGCAGCUUUUAUCGGCUCACGUUGCGUGUUUGCGAAUCGCGACACCGGUAGAUCAGUUGCCGAGGAUUGAUGCGCAGCUGGCGCAGUCGCAGCACGUAGUGGCCAGGUACUCGGCGCUUGGACAUGCUAAUCUUGGUGAUGAUAAGGAGCUUGAUCAGUUCAUGACACAUUAUGUUCUGUUGCUUUGUUCUUUUAAAGAACAACUGCAACAACAUGUUCGUGUCCAUGCAAUGGAAGCAGUUAUGGCUUGCUGGGAGAUUGAGCAAUCCCUACAGAGCUUAACAGGAGUGUCACCAGGAGAAGGCACUGGUGCAACAAUGUCUGAUGAUGAUGAUGACCAGGUAGACAGUGAUGUGAACCUAUUUGAUGGAAGUUUGGAGGGUCCUGACAGCAUGGGAUUUGGUCCUCUCAUCCCUACAGAGAGUGAGAGAUCAUUGAUGGAGCGCGUAAGGCAAGAGCUGAAGCAUGAACUGAAGCAGGGUUACAAGGAGAAAAUCGUGGACAUUAGGGAGGAAAUUUUACGCAAGAGGAGAGCAGGAAAGCUUCCUGGUGAUACCACUUCUGCCUUAAAAGCUUGGUGGCAAACACAUGCCAAGUGGCCAUACCCAACAGUAAGUGUCAGGUUAUCAUAAUUUUCGUUGUGUUUGGCUUGGUGACAUACUCCAAAAAGGCAGUUCUAUAUGUUGACUACUCCAUGUUUUGGUAAUGUAAUGCACUUUUCUAGCUGUGCAUGGAGCAUAGUGUAGGACAAGUUUGCCCUCAUGUGGUCAUCUUCAAGUGACAAGAGCCCCGUGUUUGCUUUGGUUGUUUAACUGCACUUCAUAGAUUCACAAUCUUUGGGUUUUAAAUGGCUUUCCUCAAUAGAUAAUUGGGAAACAUUCGUGAAGCUCAUGAUAACCAAAUUGCUUACGCACUUUUGACUUAUUACCUCAAAUUAUCGCGGUUAAUUUGUGCCUUUCCAGGAGGAAGAUAAAGCAAGAUUGGUACAGGAAACAGGCUUGCAAUUAAAGCAGAUAAAUAAUUGGUUCAUCAAUCAGAGAAAGAGGAACUGGCAUAGUAAUCCUUCCACCUCUACCGUCAUUAAGAGCAAACGCAAAAGUAAUGCAGGUGAAACUAGUGGCGAUCGUUUUAUGUGAAAUGAACAACUGAUCCAGAUGGCAAACUUCUCUCAUGUGACCUCUGUGAUUCACACUUGAGUUAUACGUCAAACAUCAGUGCACAUACUACUGCAUGGAAAUGUGUUUUUCACUUGAACCAUCAUAUAUCUUGCUUCUACGUAUAAAAGGGCUUAACAUUGUGGAUGAGCUGAUGAUGACAAAGAAUUUGAUAUGUGCCCGUUAACAGGUAUGCCCCAAGGACUGUAGAAGGCCUGUUUCUUAUGGUGCAGUGUGGUUAGAAAGUUCAAUUUUAAAGUAUAUAUGAUGAUAGUUGACGUGAAUCGCUACCCAUCCGUUGAGGAUUCAUCGUUUUUGUUUAGCCUUUUGAUAUUUCGUGAAUAAAAUACGAAUCGGGUGAUGGUGUACAGUGUAAUGGUCUCUUGCUGCAUGGUUACCGUUACAGUUAUGGUUAUUGUUUCUAUUGCCAUUGUGCUGUAGUAGUCAUUUAGUGUUAAACUUGUGGCAAAUAUCGAUAUAAAAGGAAUUAGAAUCUUGUAGUCGUUGCAGAUAUGGAUUUCUAGAUGCUUAUAGUCUUCUUGUCAAUGCUUUUUUCUUGCUAUUCUUAACACUCCCAUGGUAUAAAGUAACUUUGACGAGUAGUCCUCAGGGAUGAAACAAGAAAGACAAUGAAAUUUUUUCUGAAACCCUAU
Ilex paraguariensis (yerba mate) is the source of this 2372-nucleotide messenger RNA. The record is from the annotation of a GenBank genome assembly. Lineage: Eukaryota; Viridiplantae; Streptophyta; Magnoliopsida; Aquifoliales; Aquifoliaceae.